CGUGUUUCUGUCUCGUAGCGGUCCCGGGUCUAAUGUUUACAACUGGCAGCAUCGCUGUAGCUCCACAGCUUCUUCUGCAGACUAAUGAAACCAUCUUUUAUCAUUAAAACAACAUGUUCUCCGAGGUCUAGGAUCUGUGAACACUCACGAGACGCAGGCAGCAGGACUCCCUUCAGCUGCUGACGCUCCAAACAGACAAACCAUGAAGAAGAAGAGCAGACGUUUGAGGUCAGUGGAGGCGUCGUGUCAGACCGGCGGGACGCAGACGACGGCAGACAUCGGCGAGGAGAAGAGGCCGUCUGGGAACAGAGGGAGACCUCGGAAGACUGUCGCCGUAACGACAGAUGGUUUCUAUGGAGACGCCACGGCAACAGACAAGACGGAAAACUCAGACUUCAGCAGCACGACGACCGACGACGCCCAGAAACAUCCAGAGAACAAAUCCAGGACGUCAGGUCGGCUGUCCACCGCCGUCUGUCGGCUCUGUCACGGGAAGUUCUCUCCUCGCAGCCUCCGUCACGCCUUCAUCAAGUGGCCUCAGGACUCCCUGGACGUGGUGGACGAGGAGUCGGACGGCACCGCUCCGUCGCCGCUGAUGUUCUACUCGGACUUCCAGCGACUCGUCGGCGUCCAGCUGGACCGAGACCCUCGACUGUCCGAGUUCAUCUGCAAGAAAUGUCACGCCAAGUUCUACAAGUGCCACAGCAUCCUGGUCCGCUUCCUGCAGAGAGUCAACCUGCCGGCCGUCGGGAAGGAGAAGCUGAAGAACCCGAAGAAUGUAAAAUGUCCAGAGUUCUCAGUGAACCACAGUUCAGCAGCGCCGCCGUCCUUCACCUCCGACCCUCAGGUCCUCCACGGCCUGGUGUCCUGGGCCCACCACCACGGGGAGGCCUGCCGCUCCUGCCCCGACCUGAAGGAGGUGCUGGAGGGCCGGUGCUGGGGCUCGGUGAGGGCCGUGUGGGGCUGUGUGGACGGACACCGCUACGUCAUGGAGGCUCAGUGCAGUCCGGGUUUAACACUGAACCUGAGAGGAACCGGAGACGGAGGAGCUACAGACGAGGAGGAAGAGGAGCAGCCGGGAGGAAACAACAGAACCUCAGCAGGAAGUAGUCUGGUCCAGAACAGUCCAGCUGCCGCCCAGAUCCACAACUCAGAGCUGGACGAGUGGACCAGAACCACAGAAGACUUUGCGGCUCAUGAAGAUCCUUUAUCUCCUGCAGCAGCUCGGCUAGAGGACAGAACAGCUGACAGCGAUCUGUCUGACAGGGUGGUGUCUGAGGAGGAGUUUGAGGAGAACAGGAAAGGAGGACUGUCAGACGAGGAGAUGUUUGAACCGUAUUCAGAUAAAAGAACCCGUCAGCUGAACAUCCCCAACAAGAGAAGACGAAACCCGAAGGCCUCCGAAGAGCCCAAAGUCAGGAAGAAACCAGGACCCAAACCAGGCUGGAAGAACAAGUUCAAACCUAAAGGAGAGGAGCUUCCUAACAUCUACAAGUGUCCGUAUCAGGGCUGUACGGCGGUUUACAGAGCUCCUGACGGUCUGAAGAAACACAUCAAGGAGCAUCAUGAGGAGGUGAGGGAGCGACCGUGUCCUCAUCCCGGCUGCAACAAGGUGUUCAUGAUCGACCGCUACCUGCAGAGACACGUCAAGCUCAUCCACACAGAGGAGAGGAACUACAUCUGUGAUCAGUGCGGUCAAACCUUCAAGCAGAGGAAACAUCUGUCGGUUCACCAGAUGAGACAUUCAGGAGCCAAACCUCUGCAAUGUGAGGUCUGUGGCUUCCAGUGUCGCCAGCGAGCGUCUCUCAAGUACCACAUGACCAAACACAAGGCCGAGGCCGACCUGGAGUUCGAGUGUCUGAUGUGCGGGAAGCGUUUCGAGAAAGCCCACAACCUGAAUGUCCACAUGUCCAUGGUCCACCCUCUGACCCAGGCCGAGGCCCAGAGAGGCGGCAGCCAGCAGCAGCAGCAGCAGCAGCAGCCAUCCUACUCGGACCUCCAGACCAUCACGCUGACCGGGGAGGUGGUCCAGCAGGAGCAGGACAGGUGACGACAGGAGCUCCAGGUGAGCCGCUCAGGUACACCAACCCGGAUCAUUCCGGAUGAAUCCGCUUUAUCUGAGGACUUCUUCUGCAGUGCGACCUGAACGGAUGCAGCUUCUGUGUCUAUGAGCUGAAAAUAACGUUUAGCCGCUCGACUUUUAACCCUCCUGUUGUCCUCAUUUACAGGCAACAAAAAAUAUAGUUUCCUUCUCUGUAUAAAAUCCAAAAAUUCAGCAAAAAAAAUGCAGCAAAUUUCUGAAAAUUUGGAAAACCUUCGGGAAGAAAAUUCCAAUAAUUCCUUAGAAGUUUUAUUUUUAAAAAAUCCCCCAAAUUUCACAAGAAAAUUCUUGUAAUUAUUUUUUUUAAAAAAUGAGUAAAAAUCUUCCAAAAAAAAUCCUAAAAAUAUCUAAAGUGAUUCCAUAUAUAUCAGUAAAACUUCUAAUAUUUUCUUUAAGAACAUUCACAUUAAAAAAAAAUCAACAAAAAUCCAGUGAAUUUCGCUGGAUUUUAGUUGAUUUUUUGGUGAAUGUUCAUAAGAAACAUUCUUAACAUUUCUUUUUUUCCCACCAAAAAAUGUUCAAAGAUUUCCCAAAAAUGUUGAAAAUGUGGACAUCAGAAGUUUCACUGUGAUUUGUUUUUUUCCCCCACAUUUUCAAACUUUAAAACGGAUCAAUUUGACCCGCAGGACGACACGGGGGUUAAACUGCAGCUUGCAUGUGUUUUUAAAGUUGGAAUCCUUAAGAUUUCAGUAAAAAAAUGUCAGAAAUACAGCGAAAAAAUAAAGUUAAAUCUGGAUUUUCUUUACAUACACGAAUGGAAAGUAGAAUUUAAUAAAUAAUCGACCCGUGUUAAAGUUUGAAUAUGUGGAAAGAAAACAUUUUCAAAGUGGAAAUUUUACAUGUUUUGGUGGGAAAAAAAGAAAUCUCAAAUCAACCAAAAUCCUGCAAAUUUUGCUGAUUUUGGUUGAUUUUUAUGUGAAUGUUCUUAAAGAAAAUAUUAGAAGUUUUACAGAUUUAUAUGUAAUCGCUUUAGAUAUUUUUAGGAUUUCUUUGGAAGAUUUACAAGAAUUUUCCUCCCAAAUUUGGUUUGGGAAAGGGAAACUUUUAGGGAAUUAUUGGAAUUUUCUUCCUGAAGGUUUUGCAAAUGUUCAGAAAUUUGGGGAUUUUUUUUUGCUGAAUGUUUGGAUUUUUUUCAGACAAGGAAACCAUAUUUUUUUGGGGUCCGUAGAUGAAGACAACAGGAGGGUUGUUUCCGCAGUAACCAGACCUGUAAAACAAACAACAGAACACAACUGACCGGAUUUACCGAGAAAAAAAGUAGAAUUUGGAAACCACUGGACUGCAGCAGCUGCAGUUGAGAAUUUAACAGAUUAAAUGAGAUGUCGGAUUUAUUUCCAAUCUGUAAAAUGUCACACUUAAAUUAUUUAUUUUGGUAAUGUUUAAAGAAAAAGUUAAUGUGGCUCAAACCAUCUGCAAAACAAAUAAUCUGCGUUGUCAGAAAAACUGAAUAUUGUUUUAUUUUUGGUUCACUGUCUGAACCGUACAAAACAUUACAAAGAAAAAAAACCCAAGGCACUUAAAGUUUACAAAACGUAACACAGAAUGUGGUUUUUUUGACGUCACACUGCAUCACUGUUCAAGUGUGAAUGAUUCAAAAUGACAGAACAUUUGACUCAAAAGUCUGUCCAUGACACGAGAAUGAUGCAAAAUUAUUGCGAAUAUGUUCAGAAUGACACAAAAACUGCCUGAAAUGACUCAAAAUUAGCUCAGAAUUACACCAAAAUGAUCCAAAAUGGCAGAAAUAUUUGUCAUUUGACAUUUUCAGGAUGAAAAAUGCACUUUUUUUGAUCAAUCUGGACAUGCAUCAAGUCAUUUUGAGAUACAGUUGUGCUCAUAAGUUUACAUACCCUGGCCAAAUUUGUGAAAUAUUGUGCUUUAUUUUUUAGCAAACAUGUUUGUUAAUGGAAACAUUUUUCUUUCAUUUAGGGCUGGUGUUCAGACAAAGCUAUUUAUUGUCAUGCAAUUGUAUUUGCUCUGAUCAUUCAUGUUUUCAUUAAAGAAUGGAGCACAUUUUACAAAUUCUGUCAGGGUAUGUAAAGUUGUGAGCACAACUGUACGUUCUUUUGGAGUUUUUCUUUGUCCACCACUGUUCAUUUGCUGCCGUCAUUCAAGUCUGAAUGCUUCAAAAUGACAGAAAGUUUGUCCAAAGUGACUCAAAAAUCUUUCAAUGACUCAAAAAUGGAGAGGAAUUACUGAAAAUAUGUUCAGAAUGACACAAAAACUGUUUAAAAUGAUCCAAAAUGACAGAAAUCUUUGUCAUUUGACAUUUUCAAGAUGAAAAACAAUUUUUUUAAUCAAUCCGGACAUUUAUUUACAUUCAUUUAUUUAUUUAUCAUAUUUUUUUAAACAGUUUUGAAACCAUUUUUAAGUACUUUUAAGUAGUCUGGCAGUUUUUCUUUGUUCUUUUAGACAUUUGGGGCAUAUUUUUUUCAAAUCUGACAUGUUUUUAUAAUUCUGGACACGUUUGAAGUGAUUGUCGACAUUUGUAAAUCAUUCAGGACCGACUUUUAACCAUUUUGGACAAUAUCUGAACAUGAAACCUGAAAUUUUCAGGUUGAAAAUUGAGUUCUGGUAAAAACUGACACCAGAUCAGUUUAAAUCCAUCCAGGAGUCACAGUCUGAAGACAGUUUGUUUGACGUCACGCUGCACCACUGUCCGUUGGUCCUGUUCAGUCGUAGUUCCGUUUAUUCAAGUUUGUCCGACCGUAAAAAGAAAACAAACAGUUAAAGGAAGCACAUGUUUGAAUUCUAAGAUUUAACCACUUUUCACUCAGUCUAAAGCCAAAAAUCUGAAUCAUUUACAUCCGACGGCCUUAAAAGCAGCUGCAAGUAGCCAAAUGUAUGUUUCGGUUGUUAAAUUAAUGAAAUCAAACAUUUUAAAAAAUGAGCUGAAAUGUAUAUUUUUUUUCCCUAAACGUAAGAAAUCCUGCUGCUAUUGUUGGUGAGCGUCUCCGAUUAGCCGACUGAUGGAUUCUUAAAGCAAAAGAACAUUAAAUUAGUGCCCAAAUAUGCAACUAAAUCAGUCAUUUUUCUUCUGUUGCUGCUGUUGAUUAAGAAGUGAAACAAAUGCAAGGUUUGUGCUGCUACUUAAAGCCGAUCAGCUGCUCAGAAAAACCUCUAAAAUGUCCUCUGUUUUGGUUUUUGGCUGCAUUUUUUUCAUGACAAAUGCACUUAUUUUUGUGUUUCACAAUAAAAGCCCCCCUCUUUUUUUAUCAGUGCUUUUAUUGUGAAGCAGCAGGAAGUGUUCUGUUGAUUUACAGAAUAUAAACACAUUUGUUGGAGAUUGUAGAUGAGAAAUCUUUAGGAUUCUAACUUGACGUGGUGCCCGUUAUGGAUGGAUUUAUACUUCCUGUCCACUGUCCGGUACGGUGGCCCACAGAGCUCAAAACACUCUCAGCUUCAUUAAACACAUGAUGAGAAAACAUCUUCACCGGUUUUACAUGAAAAAAAUAUAUCUACUUUUAACAAGUAAAAAUAUGUUAUUUCACAUUUCUGUACUGGUUUAUGGAGCAAAAUAAAGUUACAUGAGGUCAUUUUUCAAGCAAAAUUCUAGGUUUUAGCUUCUCAGAUUUGAGAAAUUGCUGCUUUUUUUUGCCUCACAUUCAGUUAAAUCUGAUAUUUUUGAGGCUUUUUCAUGUUCUCGUUCCAUCUUUGUUACUUAAACGCACCUUGAAGUGGCAAGGAGUUAAAUUACUGUAUUCAACUGUCUGAAAAUUAACUAAAAUAUCUAUUUUUUUUCAUAAUUAGUGUAAAAAUAUCACUGCUGUCAUCCUGCAGCAAUUCAACUAAUGCAAAAGAAAUUUCAAAUGGACUAAAGCUAAUUUUUUCCUACAAAAAAUCUUUAAACUUGGCGGUUUAAAGUUCUCAACUUUGAGAAUUUGCUGCUUUUCUUUGCCUCAGAUUCAUUUAAAUCUGAUACUUUUGAGGCUUUUAGGCUGUUUGGAGGUUUUUUUAUUGUGUCUUCCUUCCUCCUUUUUCACUCCAGUUACAACUUGAGGACGUAAAAAAGCUUCGAAAGGAGCUCAGACUGAAAACAGGUUUGUCCUGUGAAUGUGGCGCCAAUUUAACAUAAAACACACAACUAAACACCGAAAACACCGAAAAUAACAAUCACCAAGUAGAACGGACUGCAACAGAAAUAUUUCAGGACACGUUUGUUCUUUACUGUCCCAAAAUGAGCUAAAUUAUUUUUUGAGAUUUAUUGUUUGGAAAGUUAUUUUUCAAGAAAAACAUCUUUAAAUUUGGUGGCUUAAAGUUCUCAGGUGUGAGAAUUUGACACUUCUUUCUCAGAUUCAGUUAAUCAGAUAUUUCUCAGCUUUUAUUCUGUAAAAUAGAUUUAAUUUUAUCACUUUAUGCUAAACUAAACUGCUCAUAAAUAUCCACGUAUCACGGGGAAUCUCUCAUUUUUGGAACUCCGACGCUACGAUGCGAGAAAAAGACGUCAGCAAAACAGAAAAUAUUCCAAAGCGUGAUCAGCGUUUGUUGUUGAAUUAGUGGAGAUGUUUUCUCUGCAGCGUGUUGGCCUCUCUUGGCUUCCGUACUUUAGACAGUUACAGCCUCAUAAUUUCAUCUCUAACCCUCAUGAAUCUGUCCAGAGCACCGGUAGCUGUGAGGACGUGCAGUUUUCUAGUUUUACGGAGUGUUUUUGUUAAGUUAUUUCAACGUUCUCUCCUCUCUGCACUGUAGCAGUAAAAGGGCUUCAACUGUACAUUUGUGUAAUAAAGUGUGUAUCACGUGUAAAUAAAAUGUUUUGUUUAACUAA
Molecule: messenger RNA, 6863 nt
Organism: Acanthochromis polyacanthus (spiny chromis)
Lineage: Eukaryota; Metazoa; Chordata; Actinopteri; Pomacentridae
Gene: znf276
Product: zinc finger protein 276
Exons: 12
Coding region: 203-2050 (615 amino acids)
Biological process (GO): regulation of transcription by RNA polymerase II
Cellular component (GO): nucleus; kinetochore; chromosome
Molecular function (GO): chromatin insulator sequence binding; zinc ion binding
Source: RefSeq, a predicted model, not a curated record